This is a messenger RNA of Brachypodium distachyon (stiff brome), 1002 nucleotides long. Its product is annotated as NDR1/HIN1-like protein 10. Bases 149 to 784 code for a protein of 211 amino acids. The record is from RefSeq and is a predicted model, not a curated record. Gene Ontology annotation, biological process: defense response to other organism. Lineage: Eukaryota; Viridiplantae; Streptophyta; Magnoliopsida; Poales; Poaceae. The transcript has a single exon.
AAGAUGAGCACAUGGUCCUCAACAGCCUCAAAUGAACCGCCAAACUCAACGGCUAAAUUGUCACUGCCCUUCACACACACUCCUAUCCCGGUAUCCCAAAACUAGCUAGCUAGCAAGCUCUCAAGCAACCAGCCACCGUAGCGUGUCCAUGGGGGAAUGCGAUGACUGCUGCGACAACUGCAGGUGGAAGGACUUCUGGUGGUUCGUCCUCUGCCUGGCCAUCCUCGUCGUCAUCGUCGUCGUCAUCGUCCUCGUCGUCGCCUUCGGCUUCGUCCGGCAGGUGUCCAUCACGGUGGACGACGCCUCCCUCACCCGCCUGGCACUCGUCAGCACGCCCACCACGGCGCUCGCCUACAACCUCUCCCUGACGCUCUCCAUCCGCAACCCGAACUGGGCGAUGAGCGCCAAGAACACGGAGCCGCUGGAGGCCGCCUACGCCUUCGACGGGCAACAGUUCGACCGCGUCCAGCUCGCCGAUAAAGGGGCCGCCCACGGCGCCAAGAAGACGGUGCUGUACAAGCUCACCUCGGGCUCCGGCGCCGCAUACGUGGCGCUGGGCAACGCCGGGGUUGCGGAGUUUAAGGCGCAGAACGCCACGGGGGUGUUCGAGGUGGAGGUGGCCGUGUCCGGGGAGGUCAAGUACACGGCGCGCGUGAGCAAAUGUAAGAUCCAGGCCAAGUGCCCGCUCAAGCUGCAGCUCGUGCCGACUGGGCAGGCGGCGCCGGCGGCGGUCGUGUUUCAGAAGGUCAAGUGCAAGCUCGAAAAGGCGGACAAGACCUGCUAGGCGGUAGCUAGCUAGCGCUUAAUUUGGCUACCAGCGUUAAUUUAGUUUGUGCUUUUGGAGUUUCAGUUGUACUUACAUGUUUGUGAUGUAGUACUGCCCGUGUGUGUGUGUUUAAUUAUGUUUGUACGGUACCCCAGUGCUUCAAAAAAAGACAGUGGAGUACCAAUCAAAUCUGGCUUUCCAUUUAGCAGGGUAAUUUAGACUUUUUCUAUUGUCAA